UUCUCUCUCUCUCUCUUUGGGAGCAGCAGCCAUGGCGAGCAGUGACGCCGUUCUCCGAUCUUCUCUGGUUUGCAUGGGCGCGAUAGUCUUAUUAAUCGGCAUCUACACUUAUUCAUUCGAGAAGAUGAUCGUCACUUACCUCUUUGGCCUCUUUGCCAUUGCUGGUGUGCUUCUUCCCGAUUGGGAUUUCUUCGACCGCGAUUUCUCUCGAUGGUCUACCCCUUUUCCUGGCAAUAACAACACCCUCACUACUAUUUCUCCUCUGACCUUCUCUAGGUUCAAGAUCUACCCCUUGAGACUGAUUGUAUACACCAGUCUCUAUGUUUAUGGUCUGUAUAAGUGGUGGAUGUUUGUAUCCAACUAAGUGGGCUACUUUCGUCUGUUCUUCCAAGAAUCCCAGUGCAAUACAUGUUGGGAUUAAGACA
Messenger RNA from Telopea speciosissima, 425 nucleotides. RefSeq names its product signal peptidase complex-like protein DTM1. The coding region runs from base 32 to 364 and encodes 110 amino acids. The transcript is spliced from 3 exons. Lineage: Eukaryota; Viridiplantae; Streptophyta; Magnoliopsida; Proteales; Proteaceae. Gene Ontology annotation, biological process: anther wall tapetum development. Gene Ontology annotation, cellular component: endoplasmic reticulum membrane; signal peptidase complex. The record is from RefSeq and is a predicted model, not a curated record.